Messenger RNA from Euleptes europaea (tarantolino), 305 nucleotides. It is a transcript of the gene BGLAP, whose product is annotated as bone gamma-carboxyglutamate protein. The record is from RefSeq and is a predicted model, not a curated record. NCBI's taxonomy places the organism in Eukaryota, Metazoa, Chordata, Lepidosauria, Squamata, Sphaerodactylidae. Gene Ontology annotation, biological process: osteoblast differentiation; response to vitamin K; bone development. Gene Ontology annotation, molecular function: structural constituent of bone; hydroxyapatite binding; calcium ion binding. Gene Ontology annotation, cellular component: extracellular region. The coding region runs from base 6 to 305 and encodes 99 amino acids. The transcript has 4 exons.
CCAACAUGCAUGUGCUAACUCUGGUGAGCCUGCUGGCGGCAGUGACAUUAUGCCUUUGCCACGGAGAUACUUCGGCUCACUCCAACGACCCAUCCAGUUCCGAAGCUUUCAUCUCCAGGCGUGACAGCGCAACGGUAGUGAAGAGACAGAUGCAGAAUCCUCAAGGGGCUGCCGUCGCAGCUGCAGAUGCUGCCGGACCCCUUGAAAGCCUUCGAGAGGUCUGUGAGUUGAACGUCGCCUGUGAUGAACUGGCCGACCACAUUGGCUUCGUAGAAGCAUACCAAAGAUUCUAUGGACCGGUGUAG